This is a messenger RNA of Cydia pomonella (codling moth), 2961 nucleotides long. RefSeq names its product protein aveugle (gene ave). The coding region runs from base 158 to 490 and encodes 110 amino acids. The record is from RefSeq and is a predicted model, not a curated record. NCBI's taxonomy places the organism in Eukaryota, Metazoa, Arthropoda, Insecta, Lepidoptera, Tortricidae. The transcript has 3 exons. Gene Ontology annotation, cellular component: cytoplasmic side of plasma membrane. Gene Ontology annotation, molecular function: protein binding. Gene Ontology annotation, biological process: cell surface receptor protein tyrosine kinase signaling pathway.
ACAUUGACAUGUCACGCUAUGAGAUGAGUGUCAAGUUAGUAUUUAGUAGUUAGAAAAAUCGUAAAAUUUGUUUAUUCGCGUGGGUUUUUUGGUAAAUAGAGCUAAAAUACUAUGCCGUAAAAGAUUGUAAGCAAUCCAUCACGAAAUUGUCAGAAACAUGGUGGAAGAAACGAAUGCAAACUCCAACAAACCUAAGACGCGGGCUACUCGUCCGAAAGCUGUGUAUCUAUGGACCGAAGCGGAUGUGCAGAAAUGGUUGAGCCGACACUGCAGUGACUAUUACAAUAUGUACUGGCAACGGUUUCAUGAGCAUGACAUAACCGGCAGAGCAUUAAUUCGAAUCAACGACACCACGCUUCUCCGCAUGGGCAUCACUAACAAGGAGCAUCGAGAUGCUAUCUGGCGGGAAAUCCUCAAACUCCGGCUCAAAACUGACAUAGUGGACAUCAUUGACUUGGCUCGCCACUCCUACUUUGACUAUGAUAUGUGACAAAGAAGAUUGUGGGUCGACUUGGCCUACAGUAUAGCAUUCUUUAUACUACUUAUACCACAUGCUAUGGACAAAUAUUUCUACCAUAAUGAAAAUACUAGGUAUGAUAAUGUAUUUUUCAUGUUAUUUCUACACUAUUGUAUGGCCAAAUAUUUUAACCUGAAUGCAAAAAUAAGUGAUCUGUUUGACAGUAAAGUUUUACGAUUAUGUAUCUGUUUUAUAAUCCCUCGGGCGGCAAAGCACUUUUUUAAAUUUUCGCGACAUGCAGGGCGCAGCCUCGAGAUGGCCAGUUUUCAAAGUUAAAAAUGACUGUUGCUGCAUGCGCUGUUGUUGAAGAGCGUCCAUUUCAAGGCUUCUUGCCGCACGAGGGGUUGUUAUCUAUUAAUAUAUAUUAAUAUAUGUGGGAAAAGUUUACAACUAUGUUGGUUAUACAUAUAAGGGCUCUUUAAAAUGUACAUACUGAAGUACUUUUUGCCAGAAGUCACUUUGACUUGUGUAAAGUUUAGCCAAUAAGAUUCUAAAGCUGCCUUUCCACUAAGACAAAGCUGAGCAGAGAUGACAGAAGUUCUGUGGGAAUCAACCAGCAUUGGUUGUCUCAUUAGGAUUGGUAUUCCAGCUGAGUUAGAGCGGAGGUUUAUUAUUAUAUGUCUUUCCCAUCAAGAAACAAUGGUGUUCUGGACCUUUGGGAGGCAUGCGUGGAGCAAGGGGUAUUAUUAUUAUUGUUAUAUAAUUAUAGGCGAGCCGCUAUUUAGCGGAUGAGCCUAUGUCACACAGUGUCCAGUAUUAUACAGUUCAAAGUUUGUAAAAGUCGUAUCACAUCACUAAGACACAAUCUGUUUAUGACCGAGGGAGCAGUCACAACACUAUCCGGUAAACAGUUCCAAGCCGCCACGGCACGGUUGGACAAAUGGUAUGCAUCUUUAGUGGUAGUGGGAGUGCGAACAAUUCGUAGGCUGUGACCUCGGGUCUCGCGGCUGAUAGUUCUCUUGUUGAUUAUAUCGUGAAUGUCGGGGAGGUUGUAACAGUGGGUAACAAUCUUAAAACACUCAAUAAGGUCUCUUCUCGUUCUCCUAGCUUUGAGUGCAAGAGCUGCCUGGUUUAGUAGAGCAAGAGCUUGGUGUAUUGGGAUGGGGCGGGAGGAGGUUACCCAAACUUCCCAGGACCGGAGUCAGUGGAAGAAUAUGACUCAAGCCCUACACCCCAGCAGCAAGUAACAGGAUGAAAAGAAGAAGAUUCCAGCGGAGCAGAAAAGACAACCAAUGCUAUUGGUUGAUGCCUGCAUGACUCCUUUCACGUCCGCUCAUCUUUACCUCUGUGGAAAAGCAGCUUAAAUGUAAUAAAAGUGACUGAAAGAGUUGUACACUUUUGUAUCAUGGGUCACUUUUGCACUUACAUAUAUGUUAGAAUGUGACAGGUGAUAAUAAAACGCGACCAUGAUACUCCACCAGACUUGAACAAAAACAUACCUAUCUGUAAAAUUAAUGAGUAAAACAGCAACCAUUAAAUAUUCAAGUUACAUGCAUAAUUCAAGAAUAAUCAUUUGAAUUCUUCCCUAAGUUGUAUAGAUGACAGCACCGUCUCUCGCUGUAUAGUAAUCCCGUAAGGGUUUCGUACAAGAAGUGCAAUCACUGCUCGCUCUGAAGGCUGGUCAGAGACGCCAAGUCUUUCAAAAAGAAUUUGAAAUAAAGGUAUAUUGUCAAAGAAAACUUUGUAGCCACGUAAAUUUACUGGCAACUUUCGACACAUGAUUAAAACUUAGAACGCCAUUCGACUGUGAUACUUAUUAUUUUACUGAUAUGUGUGAAAUUUGUUAAAUAUCAAAAAGUGGCGCCAUCUAAUAGAUCAAAGGCCAAAGGUAUGUCGGCAUCGUUUCGAGCGAUGGCGCCAUAACCUUUACGUUGUGCCCGGUAAGAUGGCGCCACUUUUUGAUAUUUAACAAAUUUAACACAUAUCAGAGAAAGAAUAAGGAUCAAAGUCAAAGGGCGUUAAUCAAACUAAAAGGUUUAAUCAUGUGUCGAAAGAUGGCAGUAAAUUUACUGUGGCUAAAAAGUUUUCUUUGACAAUCUACCUCUAUUUCAAAUUCUCUUUGCUAGAAGCAAGCAGUUGCAGCUUACGAAAAUCUCAUUUCAGGAAAUACCACACCCGUCCUCUAUAGUAAUGAAUGUACUUUUUCUGAAAGUCUUGUAGGUAAGAAAAAUAUUCCUACAUAUUUAUGUUUUUUCAACGCAUUUCAGAUAUCCUGUAUUUACUGGUUUAGCUAGAAUUUCUGUAAGAAUUUCCUAACAAAUCAAAAAAAAAUAGAUAGGUAAGUAAUAAAUAACUCAUUCCUUUAGCUGUGAGAUAGUAAGCACUAUACAAUAGGUAUUUUAAAUAAAAUGUAUAUAAUGAAGUUUAUAUGAAACAUGAACUCUAUGUCAAUGCAUAAAAAGAAAUCAAUAGCAUCUUUGAUGCAAAUAAAUGUAUGACCAUGC